CCUUGGGGAGCGUGGCCUGGCAGGCCUAGCGGGUCGCACCGGAGUGGGGUGGAGGCGGAAGUGGCGGCGCCGGGCCCCGGGAGUAGGAAGAAGCCGGGGCUGCAAGCCGGAGUAGAGCGGCUGCCAGCCGAGCAGCAGGCGCGGCCGCGGUGCCAUAUUGCGGCCCCAAGCGGCCGUGACCGAGUCAUGGCCGAGACCUACGACUUCCUCUUCAAAUUCCUGGUGAUUGGCAGUGCAGGAACUGGCAAAUCAUGUCUCCUUCAUCAGUUCAUUGAAAAUAAGUUCAAACAGGAUUCCAACCACACAAUCGGUGUGGAGUUUGGAUCUCGGGUGGUCAACGUGGGUGGGAAGACUGUGAAGCUACAGAUUUGGGACACAGCCGGCCAGGAGCGGUUCCGGUCGGUGACACGGAGUUACUACCGAGGGGCAGCUGGAGCCCUGCUGGUGUAUGACAUCACCAGCCGGGAGACAUACAACUCUCUGACUGCCUGGCUGACGGAUGCCCGCACGCUGGCCAGCCCCAACAUUGUGGUCAUCCUCUGUGGCAACAAGAAGGACCUGGACCCCGAGCGUGAGGUCACGUUCCUGGAAGCCUCCCGCUUUGCCCAAGAGAACGAGCUAAUGUUCCUGGAAACUAGUGCCCUCACAGGGGAGAACGUGGAAGAGGCAUUCUUGAAGUGUGCCCGCACCAUCCUGAACAAGAUAGACUCAGGUGAGCUCGACCCUGAGAGAAUGGGCUCAGGCAUUCAGUACGGGGAUGCUUCUCUUCGCCAGCUGCGGCAGCCCCGGAGUGCCCAGGCCGUGGCCCCUCAGCCAUGUGGCUGCUGAGAUCUGCAGAGCCAGCUCACCUGUUCUCCAGGACCAGCCCUGCCCUUCCGGGUAGGGCCCAGACCCAGACCCUUGGGAGGCCAAACCCCUCACCUACCCUGGCCCCAGAGAAGCUGCCCCGCCACCUGUCCCCCUUCCCUGGCCUGGUGGGGCCUGGCUGAGGGGCAAGACUGAGCCACGGGGGAAGGGGGGAUCCAUACCUGCUGCUGCUUCCUCUGUCUUGGCUAACCCCUGUCCCCCUUGAGCCCCUGACCAUAUUCGAAGAGUUCCCAAAGCCUGAGACCAGGGCCAUUUGACCCAGCUCCCCACCUGACCCUGACAUUGCAAGUACUUGUUAUUUAUUACCUGGAGGCCUGGUACCCACCCCAUCCCCAUAAAGCAUUGUUUACAUCUGA
Messenger RNA from Manis pentadactyla (Chinese pangolin), 1223 nucleotides. It is a transcript of the gene RAB4B, whose product is annotated as RAB4B, member RAS oncogene family. Gene Ontology annotation, biological process: Rab protein signal transduction; regulation of endocytosis. The transcript has 8 exons. The record is from RefSeq and is a predicted model, not a curated record. The coding region runs from base 187 to 828 and encodes 213 amino acids. Gene Ontology annotation, cellular component: endosome. Gene Ontology annotation, molecular function: GTP binding; GTPase activity. NCBI's taxonomy places the organism in Eukaryota, Metazoa, Chordata, Mammalia, Pholidota, Manidae.